GAGGAGGAGGCGGGAGCGCGGGCGCGUCACCGAGCGCAUCUUUGAGGAGCGCGCAGGCACAGAAGAAAACAUCCUACAGCUCGGCCACCCAUUCAGCUGGAGGAUCGGCCUGAAGAAAUUCAUGGAAAUAAAAUAGAAAUUCAUUCCCUUUGCUUUUUAUUUUUUGUUUUCUGAUCACAGCCAAGCCACUGGACUUCAAAAUGGCCGAGAUUACUAAUUUAAAACAAACCUAUGAUGUGUCCCCAGUGCUCGCGGGUUUUCUGGGUGCAGGGGUCUUGGUUGUUUCCGUGACAGUGGCCGUUUUCCUCUGGACGUGCUGUCAGCGGCGAUAUCGUCAAAUGACAGGUGCGUACAAGCUGACCAGCGGCCCCUACGACCCUCCCGUUGACCCCCCCUACAAGUUCAUCCACAUGCUCAAAGGCAUCAGCAUCUACCCCGAGACCCUCAGCAACAGCAAGAAGAUUGUACGGGUGGGCCAGCGCUCAGGAUCGAGUUCCUUGUUAAGAGAAUGGAGUCGUGGGUCCCGAAACGGUGACGUGCUCCUUGUGGAUGCAGAUCCCGAAGGUGGUACUGCGCACCUACAGAUGAACCACCUGGUCCCCCCUGUGGGUCCUCCCAGACUGGAGAGGGCGCUGCCCAUCCGGGCGGACUACUGCUGUAUGGAGAGCAGCUCAGGAAGCAGCAGUGAAGCACCCAGUAAAACAGCAUCACCCUACAGUCUCAACUCACCCUCUCUGGGAACGCUCAGUCUGGCCAUUGACUACAACUUCCCCAAGAAGGCCCUCGUUGUCACUAUCGUAGGAGCGCAGGGGCUCCCCGCAGUGGACGAACAGGCGGGCAGUUCUGACCCCUACGUGAAGAUGACCAUCCUACCCGAGAAGAAGCACCGAGUGAAGACACGCGUACUGAGGAAGACUCUGGAGCCUGUGUUUGACGAGACGUUCACCUUCUAUGGCAUCCCGUACAGCUCGCUGCCUGAGCUUACCCUGCACUUCCUGGUGCUCAGCUUUGAUCGCUUUGCACGGGAUGAUGUCAUUGGGGAGGCGGUCGUGCCAUUAGCAGGUGUGGACCCAAGCACGGGACGGGCGCACAUCACCCAGCAAAUCAGCAAGAGGAACACACAGUGUGAAAGUCGUGGAGAAUUGCUGGUCUCACUGUCCUACCAGCCUGUUACUCACAGGCUAAAUGUGGUGGUCCUCAAAGCCAAACACCUGCCAACCAUGGACAUCAGUGGUCUGUCAGGCAACCCUUAUGUUAAAGUGAACGUCUUCUAUGGCCGCAAGCGCAUAGCCAAGAAGAAGACGCAUGUUAAGAAAUGCACACUCAAUCCUGUUUUCAACGAAUCGUUUAUCUACGAUGUUCCCGCUGAGCUAAUGCCGGACAUCUCUGUGGAGUUUCUGGUCAUCGAUUUUGACCGCACCACGAAGAAUGAGGUUGUGGGUCGCCUGGUUCUGGGUGGUCAGAGCCCCAUUCCGUCAGGGGUGACUCACUGGAGGGAAGUCUGUGACAACCCAAGGCGGCAGAUUGCCAAGUGGCAUAACCUUACAGAGUACUAGUAUCUGGCUUAAACAUGGGGAAAGCAAAGUGUAUUAUACCACUUCCUUCCUGUCAGGCCCUCUAUCGAAAGAAGCCCAUUUAUAAUCUCUCAUUUUCCCUAUACAGAUAGAUGUAUGAGUGAAUGAGUACAAAGGACCAGGAGCAGUCUAACGGAACCACUUAAAAAGUUCUCUAAGGAACUGAUAGCAAAAAAGUCUCAUUCGUCCUAGCAAAAAAAAGAAAAGAAAAAAAAAAGUUAAUUAUGGCUCUGAAUUAUACCUGUAUGAGAGUUAUACCACAGUAUCCACAGAGCCUUUCACCAGUAUACCGGCAUAUUCACAAUAUACAUACACUACUUUCAAUUAGCCGCAUGCUAAUAAUGAGAUAAUGAGACACUUUUAUAUUUAGGAUAAAGGAGGGCUGUAAGAAAAAGUGAGCUUCAAGCCCACUUUUGAGGAAAAUAAUAGACUGAAUUUUUCAUAGUAAAUACAGAUGAAUGGUGAAAUAAACUGGAUGCCAUCAUGAACAUUUUUGCUAACAUGCUAAUAUUUACCACAGAACGCAAGGUAGAAAUAUGGCUAUUAUUCAUAUCUAAAUUUUUUUUAUUAAUGCUUAGCCUGAUGAUGCUGAAACUGAGAUGUAAAUUCUCUGAAAAAUAAAAUAAAAAAAACUCUAAAGAUCUGUUAAACAAUACCUGGUUUUAAGGCAGAGUUUUCAGCCAACCACCAAAUAAAAAUUAGAUCGUCAGCUCAGGAUUAAAAAUGAAUUUAAUUUAUGAAAACACUCUGUUUCAUACAGUAAAGCCAGUCUACACUGUCUCCAUACUGUAGCUGCUUUAUUUAUUUGUAGCUGUACUUAUACUUUAUUGUUAAUUUCUCCAUCUUGAUGACUUAGCACUUCUAUGACAUAUUUGUUGUUGCAUAUCUUAACAUAUCCACUAUUCAUUGACUGAAUUUUUUCCUUUAGGCAUAUCUAUGCACAUUUCCAUUUAACUGCAAAGGACUUUUUGACCCAGUUGCUGUGCUACCAUAACACAGAGAUCAGGUUCGGUCAAAAAAGUUGGAGGGAAACAGAGAAUAACAGUCAAAGCCAAAUGUGACAGAUAUUAGCAUAUUUGCGUAUUGUCUGCAAAUUUGUACAUUUUAAGUGUACCUAACAUCACAGUUUCUGUUGCCAUCAAACGUGUUUUUAAGGCCACACUUAAUUCUUAAGGCCACGCAACUAAUUCUUAAUGACUUUGGUCAAGAUGUACAUAAUGUAUCAUAGGGUGUACUGUAACACUAGUACUCUUCAAUUUCUUUUUCUUUACAAUUAAAUUGAAUAUCGCCAAAUAUACAUUCAAACUUUUGACACAUAAAUAGUGUCAUGAAAUAACAAAAACAAAAUUUAGCCAGAUCUCUAACCACCCCAACUUUGAAAUCUUGAUUACUUUAGUGACCUGUUAGAUUAUUAAGCUAGUCUAUUCUCUAGUCUAUGAAUUAUAGCAGAUAUAUGCAGAUUCAGACCAAUUUUUGCACUUUCGUAGAGUACUGUAUUUAUUUUUAUGAUUUGUUUUCAAAAGAAAGAAUAUAUAUAUAUGUAUAUGGUAUAUCAAAAACCUAACAACUAUGAUAGGACUAAUAACUUACCAUAUCAAAGUUAGGAUUUUGGCAUGAGCCAGUAACCAUUAGUCAGCGGCAGCUGUCAAAAACUAACCAAAGUAGAUGGACCACCAUUUUGUGGUGUGGAUAUCACACCCUCUGAGAUAAUUGAGUGUUGGUGACCGCGAUGAAGCAGCUCACACUGCAGUCUCACACAGGCCCAGAGUCUAUGUUUGAAGGCAUGCAGUGUGCGUGUGGAUGUGUUCCUAAUUAUGUCAUUCGGUGCCCACAGCCCCUGAGGCAGAUUUAAAUCACAUAUUCCCAGUGCGAAUGAGCGCAUAUUAAGUUAGUAAGGCAGAAAGUGGGAGGGUGAGAGGAGGAAAAAGAUAUCGACUGGCUCAUUAGAGAUAUUUCGUAUUUAACAUGUGAAAUUAAUAUAGCACUAAAUUAGGCCCAAGCAUUCUCUGCAGUCAAGCUCAUUGUGAGUUUUAAAGACCGCAUAAUGAGAUUAGCCAUUGUUUAUUAGAAAAAUAAAUCACAUUCCAAACACAUUUUCAUGAAGAUCAAGAAACCAUGUGCCCAUCAUCCUAGUCCAGACUUGCUAUUUCACUUCCAGGCUAUACAUUUACAAUAGAAGAAUGAACUCUUCCACAUUCUAUAGUGUUUUUUUAUUUAACCCUGCAUGCAUUCACUAUUCAAAUUUCUGCUUCAAAACUGGUGUAUAUAUUACAGUUUUUAGUGGUUUAUAUAUGACAGCAAGACCCACUUUUGUAAAAACUGCAACCCAAAUUACACAAUGCAACCUAAGUGAAAUGAUACAUGCGUGUUUUUCUUUAUUUUAACCCUCAGCUCAUUGUGUUACUUGGAACUUUUUUGAUCUUUUGGGCAUAAAAAGCUUGUUUUAUAUCAAUAACUACGUAAAGAAGAAUAUAACCAAUUGUAAAUGAGUGUUUGUUCCAAUGCACUGGUGGGCAGUAGCACUUUCUGCUCUUCUUGUAUCUAACUGUUUUACUUGGAAUGGAAAUGGUUUCUUUUUGUGUAAACCAAUCUUUUGAAGCACUAUCUGCCCCUCUUUCUCUCUCUGCCACUCGUCCCCUAACAAUCCCUCGAUUUUUUUGCUGUUGUGUGUUGUACAAAUACAUUGAAAGCUGAACAAAGAUGAAAAUGAACUGAGAAGAAAAUUAUUGUAAUAAAUAUAUUAGUCCAUUUGGAUAAUGCAAUGUCGAUAUGUGAAGGUGGAGUGAAGUUAGUGAUUAAGCUUUAUUUUAGGUGUCCCUAAAAUGACCUAGAUGAUAAACAGUGUAGUGAUAAACCACAACUGUAGUGUGAUUCAUGUUGUUACCUGGCCUUUUCAAUAUUUGUAAGUACAAGCAAGUCGUCUGUGUAUAAUGUAAGUACAGUGUAAUAACAUGUACUUUACAUAUCUAGCUUAAUACUGCUCAUUUCACUACAUGAACUUCAGGGACAUCUAACAUAAAGUGUAAAGUGUAAUGCUUUAGAGGGCAAAUUUUCUGCAUACUGCUGUGAGUUUAUGCUAAAUACAGUAUGUUACACUAAUGCUGACUUGUACUGUAUGUUGAAGUUGUUAACACAAUGGACGUGCAAAUAAAAUAAAAACUGAUACACUAGA
Molecule: messenger RNA, 4746 nt
Organism: Ctenopharyngodon idella (grass carp)
Lineage: Eukaryota; Metazoa; Chordata; Actinopteri; Cypriniformes; Xenocyprididae
Gene: syt11a
Product: synaptotagmin XIa
Exons: 4
Coding region: 201-1556 (451 amino acids)
Biological process (GO): cellular response to calcium ion; regulation of dopamine secretion; vesicle fusion
Cellular component (GO): membrane; synapse; axon
Molecular function (GO): calcium ion binding; phosphatidylserine binding; calcium-dependent phospholipid binding
Source: RefSeq, a predicted model, not a curated record